AUGUCUUUUCCUGAAUACGGCCAAUUCCAAAACCCUCCGCAGGAGGGUGCUCCGGGUCAAGUUCCUACUCCUCAAGAUGGAGCUCCUCCGGGCCAGCCAACCGACCCUUCUGCUCAGCAACAGAUGUCAUUCCCAACUUCGGAUGUGAAUGCCGCAGCACAAACUGGUGCGGGCGCUGAGGGAAAGACUACUCUUUGGAUGGGUGAACUGGAGCCAUGGAUUGACGAGAACUUUGUCCGUAAUCUCUGGUUUCAAAUGGGUGAGCAAGUCAGCGUCAAGAUGAUCCGCGACAAGUUUUCAGGCAGCAACGCUGGCUAUUGCUUCGUCGACUUCUCCUCGCCUCAGGCUGCGGCCAAGGCUCUCCAGCUCAGCGGUCAACCUAUGCCCAACUCCAGCCGCCCCUUCAAGCUCAACUGGGCCUCUGGAGGCGGUUUGACUGAUCGACGCGACGACCGUGGCCCUGAGUACUCGAUUUUUGUUGGUGAUCUCGGCCCCGAGGUCAACGAGUACGUUUUGGUGUCGCUCUUCCAGAGCCGUUUCCCGUCCUGCAAGUCGGCCAAGAUCAUGACCGAUCCUCUUUCCGGCAUGUCUCGCGGAUAUGGUUUCGUUCGCUUCUCGGAUGAAGGUGACCAGCAGCGCGCUCUCAGUGAGAUGCAGGGCGUCUACUGUGGCAACCGUCCCAUGCGCAUCUCUACGGCAACUCCCAAGAACAAAGGCGGACCGAUGACAGGCAUGCAGAUGGGAAUGCCUGGUGCGGGCCCAAUGGGCUACCCGCCUAUGGGUGGUCAGCAACCUAUGCCGUUCUACGGUGCUGGCCAGCAACAGCCACAGCCGAUGAACCAAUUCACCGAUCCCAAUAACACCACGGUGUUUGUCGGAGGGCUGUCUGGAUACGUCACCGAGGACGAGCUGCGCUCUUUCUUCCAGGGAUUCGGGGAGAUCACCUAUGUCAAGAUUCCACCGGGCAAGGGUUGCGGUUUUGUGCAGUUCGUCCAGCGCCAUGCCGCCGAGAUGGCCAUCAACCAAAUGCAAGGCUAUCCCAUUGGCAAUUCGCGAGUUCGUCUGAGCUGGGGACGUAGCCAGAACAACUCUGGUCCAGCGGGCACACCCUACCGCCCUGCGCCCCCGCCACCCAUCUACCCUUCCAUGGGCAUGCCUCCUACUCACUCAUACGGCAAUUUCGCGCCUAUGAAGGUUCGUCACAGUCCUGUCCCCACUCCCCCAAUGGGACAAUACUGA
Cladophialophora psammophila CBS 110553 is the source of this 1239-nucleotide messenger RNA. RefSeq lists its product as uncharacterized. NCBI's taxonomy places the organism in Eukaryota, Fungi, Ascomycota, Eurotiomycetes, Chaetothyriales, Herpotrichiellaceae. The record is from RefSeq and is a predicted model, not a curated record. The transcript has 3 exons. Bases 1 to 1239 code for a protein of 412 amino acids. Gene Ontology annotation, cellular component: cytosol. Gene Ontology annotation, biological process: mRNA splice site recognition. Gene Ontology annotation, molecular function: mRNA binding.